This is a messenger RNA of Nezara viridula (southern green stink bug), 4088 nucleotides long. The record is from the annotation of a GenBank genome assembly. Lineage: Eukaryota; Metazoa; Arthropoda; Insecta; Hemiptera; Pentatomidae.
AAGAAAUCGUAGCGACUGUCUUCUUUCCAAGCAGACGGAUCAGUUACGAGGUACAACUGUCAGGAAGGAAUGCCUGAGAUAAUGAACUGCAACUGCCCGGUGACGCAGCCGGGGCCGACCCUGGCAUCGACAUGCGGCGGUUCAGCUUUCAUGCUCUUCAUGGGCCUUCUCGAGGUAUUCAUCAGGAGCCAGUGCGACCUGGAAGACCCCUGUGGUCGCCCGGAGUCCCGAUCUGUACCUGAUAGGGAGUACGACUUCAUCGUUGUCGGAGGAGGAAGCGCGGGCUGCGUAGUGGCCAGUAGAUUGUCUGAGGUGCCUCACUGGAGGGUACUUCUGGUGGAAGCUGGUAAUAACGAACCAACUGGUACCCAGAUCCCCUCCAUGUUCUUCAACUUCGUUGGAUCCUCAAUUGACUGGAAUUACAAGACAGAACCGGAGGAGAUGGCUUGUCUUAAUGAGGAUAAUCGCCAGUGCACAUGGCCUAGAGGCAAGGUUAUUGGAGGUACCAGUGUACUCAAUGGCAUGAUGUACAUACGUGGAGCCCGCAGAGACUACGAUGAUUGGGCCCAGAUGGGUAAUGUUGGAUGGAGUUACCAAGACGUGCUACCCUACUUCCUGAAAUCAGAAGACAACGAAGAGGCCGAACAGAUGGAUCCAGGUUACCAUGGAGUUGGAGGCCUCUUAUCGGUUUCUCGAUUUCCGUAUCAUCCUCCACUGUCGCAUGCUAUCAUCCAGGCCGCUAUGGAGCAAGGAUAUCCAGUUCGUGAUCUCAAUGGCGAAUCAAACAUGGGAUUCAUGAUUGCGCAAACUACAACAAGGAAUGGUAGCAGAUUGAGUUCAUCGAAAGCAUUUCUACGACCAGUGAAAAAUAGGCCAAAUCUUCACGUUAUGUUGAAUUCAACUGUAACCAGAAUUUUAAUUAACCAAACAAUGAAAGAAGCUUAUGGAGUUGAAGUCUUCACCAACGGCCGUCUGGAAACAUUUUUGGCUAAGAAUGAGGUAAUUUUAAGUGCUGGAGCAGUGAACUCGCCUCAGAUUCUUCUGCUGUCCGGAAUCGGUCCAGAAGCAGAUCUAAGAGCUCUUGGAAUACCUGUCGUUCAUAAUUUGGAUGGAGUUGGGAAAAACCUUCACAAUCACGUUGCUCAUUUUCUCAACUUCUUCAUAAACGACACAGCCACUACACCUUUGAACUGGGCCACUGCAAUGGAAUAUCUAUUAUUUCGGGAUGGUCUUAUGUCAAGUACUGGUCUCUCAGAAGUUACAGGGAUCAUAAAUACCAGAUUUGCAGACAAAAGUGGGGAUUUUCCCGAUCUUCAAAUGUUCUUCGGUGGUUUCUUAGCAAAUUGUGCACGUACUGGUCAGGUUGGUGAAAGAGAAGAUGGAAGCAAUGCUUCCACUUCUAAUCAACGAGUCAUUAACUUUACUCCAACACUCCUGCAUCCACGUAGCAGAGGUACAAUUAAAUUAAGAAGCCGAGAUCCAUUUGCACCCCCAUUGAUAAAUGCAAGAUAUCUAACUGAUCCUCAAGAUAUUGAAGUCUUAGUAGAUGGUAUAAAACUUGCUAUAAAGCUUUCUAAAUCUAAAGCAUUUGAAAAAUAUGGUCUUAAAAUAGACAGAACUCCUGUAAGAGGAUGUGAAACCCUUGAAUUUGGAUGUGAUGCUUAUUGGAGAUGCGCUGUUACAAGAGAUACUGGACCAGAAAAUCAUCAAGCUGGAAGUUGUAGAAUGGGUCCACGAGGUGAUCCAGGGGCAGUUGUAGAUCCACAACUAAGGGUUCAUGGUAUUGAUAAGUUGAGGGUAAUGGAUGCAUCUGUAAUGCCUAAAGUAACUUCAGGAAACACUAAUGCUCCAACAAUAAUGAUUGCAGAAAAAGGAUCUGACAUGACCAAGAACAGAUGGUUAGGCGCUCAUGUGUGGAGAAAGUGGUAACCCACAACUCUUUGAACCAAAAAUUUAGGGUUGAUAGGAAACAUUCUUUUUUUGAGCAUACGUUCUACUAUGUUCAUCAAUGUGUUCAUACCAAAUUUGAAUUUUAUUUCAGAAAUGUUCCUUGUCAUGAUUCCUUACAUACAUAUCAGCCAUUUCUUGAAGAGAUGAGUUUAUAGUAUAUUCAAAAUGAAAUUUUAAAAAAAUGUUUAGAUAUAAAAACAACUUAACAAAUGAUAAGAAAAUUAUCCUUUUUCUUUUGAGCACCAAUCAAAAAUAAUUCUGUUUUUGAAUUCAAAAUUGUUAUCCACUAGUGUUGCUAAUAAAUUAUUUAAGAUGGAAUCAUAAGAUUGACCAUUUUACUGUAAUAUUGAUAACUUUUAACUUUGGUACGGUACAAUAUUUAUUUUAAUGAAUAAAAAGUUUCUAACUUCACAAAAGUAUUCGUCAAUAAUAUGUACCCAAAUUAAUCAAGAUUAUUUAAUGAAAGAUGAUUUAUUUAUUAUAAUUGUAUAAACAUUCAUAUGACUGUUAACUUAGUUGUUUGUUAAUCAAUAACAUAAAUCUUUUUUUGUGAGUUAUCAUUAUUAUCAUUACCAAAUAUGUAAGGUGUGUUUAUGACAAUGCCUAAUUUCCAAGUAUCUUUUGAUUUCCAGAUGAAAAUGAUAGGUGUUUAUAAUUAUUUUAUUUUAUUAUUUUUUUCUUCAAGAAAAUUGUUGUUAUAUCUAUAUUACCCUACAAUGUAAUGUUUUAUAUAUUUAGAUAUUAAAUUACACCUUCACAGAAAUGCUAUUGUGAUUACUUUACAUGCCUAUAUUUGAUAUUUUCAAAUAUUUGUUAGUUCUUUAGAUUAAUAUAUGGAAAUAGUAACAUUUUCCUUCAAUAUAUUUUUUAGGGUUACAGUAAUUUAUCAUUUUUUUUUUUUUUUUUUAUAGAAAACCAUAAAAUAAAUAGAUAACAAAAUUCUGUACCGUAAAUUUGUCCACUACUAAUUUUCAGUAAUCAGAUGAAAAAAAAAAGUUAAAUCAUGUCCAAUUAACUAAAUAAAACUUGCGUUUUAGUAAGUGUUUCUUAGAGGAAAAUAUAGGCAUGGAUUAAAGCAAUCUUCUUUUUAUCUAUUUUCACUCUGGUGGCCCAAAAUUUUGAUUUUCAGUGUAAAUAUAUCUGUAAAUAUUUAUUUUAUUGAAAAUAUAUUAAAUCAUUAUUUAAUAAAAUAUAUAAUGUCAAAAUUUAUUUGAUGGUAUUUUUUUAUAUGUCUAUUAAAAAACAAUAUAUAAAACAUAAUUUAUUAAAAAUACAGUUUUUUGAUAUAAAAGAGAGGAUUAAAAAACAUUGAAAUUCUUCAUUUUAUUUAUAUACUUUUAUUCAGUAUUAUUAGUUAUAUAAAAACUAAUUUAAACAUUUAUUGAUUUUCAAAUAAUAGUGGAAGUUUAAGUUAAAAUAUUAUUAUGAUAAAAAUUAUUACUUUAUAAUCACAACCAAACAAAGUGAAGCAAUACUGGGAACAGAUAGGCCAGAGUUGCCGGUACCUAUUUUAAGAGCAUAAAGUAAUGAUUUCUACAGUGAUAUUUUUAAACUCAAAUAUAAUAUAGAAUAAUAUGACAAAUCACGGGAAUAUGUUGCAUCCUGCUUUUAAAAGAACCAAAUGAAGACAAUAAUCAAUUAUCGUAAAAUACUAUCAGACACAAUCCAGCCUUAAUUUUUAAACUUUUCAAUAAAUUACAAGUUACCUUAAGUGGAGUUUGCAUUUUAUUACAAAUAAAAAUAUGUUAUUAUACAUUAAUUUUUGCUUUCUAUUUAUUGCAACAUAGGAUUAAUUACAUAGUUGUCUUGAUAUUAAUGAAAUAGUUGUUGUUAAUUGAUAUUAUCAAUUGAGGGUUCGUCAGUAACCAGGGAUUUAUUCCUUAGCAAGUAUUUAUAGAAAACAAUAAAAUGAAUUCAUGAUAAAAGUAAGUAUAAAAAAAAGUUAUUUUAAAUAUGCAUGCAAUGAUAAUAAGUUUAUAAGGUAUUUUGUUAAUUUGUAAUAAUUGCUAUUAGCAAUUAUCAAUUAACAUUGAUUUCUUUUAAAUAAUCAUGUUUAUUUUAAAUUGUAUAAUAAUUUAAAUUAUUUCAUAAUGCACACAUUGUUUUCUCCAAUGUUUUAUAUUUUGUAAUUUUGAUAC